GGGGGUUGGGAGCGGCAGGUAAAGGCUCCGCUGGAAGUACUGGGGGCCUGGAGUGCUGUCUGAGAGGUCCAGGCCAUGGCUGGCGCGUAGCCCCUCCCCCGCACCGGCGCCGGACCCGCUGACACACUGAGCUAGAAGACGGAUGGGAAAGAUGAUUGGCUGCCAGGCGAGGGGCGCCCUGUGAUUGGCCGGAUUCCUGGAGAGCGUCGCCGGAUAGGUGUAUGCGGCAGUGAGGGAGGGGCCGCCCCAGCCCAGCAGCCGCCCCCUCCCCCCCCCGGGGCUGCCCCAGACCCGCCCCCCGCGGGGGGGCCCGGGGGGACCCAGGCCUGCGGCGCCGGGACUGGCUGGAUGCAUCGCGCCGUGGAGCCGCUGGGGGGCCGGGCCGGACGGGACCCCUUCGCCGUGGGGAGCCUGGGCUGCGGCGGGGCCUGGGCCGCCUGCCCCCCCCGCCCCUGGCUGCCCGGCACCAGGUGUUCUUCCAGCAUCGGGCAGGCGCAGCUGCCCCCCCACCUCGCACCCCCCCCCAGCGGCAAUGGGGUCCCCCCCCACAAGCCCUACUUCCCCCCCGGGGCCCCCCCCCGGGCCCCCCCCGGCACGCUGGAGUCCCUGCAGGGCUGCGUGCGGGCGCUGCAGCCGCAGCCCUGGGAGCAGCCGGGCCCGAUGGGCGAAGCCCCCCCGGAUCUGGAGGAACCCCCCAGCUGCUUCCACAGCCCCGCCCGCUGCCACCGCGGCCCCCGCGGGGACAUCGCCCGCAUCGGGCGCCUCCAGCAGGCCCAGCUCUGGAGCUUCCCCUCGGGCCCCGCGUCCCCCCCCCGGGCCCGGGCCCUGCCCCCCCUCCAGCAGGUCUGGAGCCUGCUGCACGCCGAGAAGAGGAACUUCUCGGCCAAGCGGGGGGCCCAGCUGAAGCGGGGGGCGCCCCCCCCCGACCCCCCCGUGGUGCAGCCGGUGCCCCCCGCCCACCCCCCCCCGCCCCCCCCCGACGACCUGCCCAGCCCCCUCAAACGCCGGCGGAGCGGCAGCCCCGAGCAGGGGGGUGGCGGGGGGCAGCCCCCACCCGGGGCCCCCCCCGGGCCCCCCCCGUUCCCGCUGCCCCAGGGGCUGUGGAACCCCCUCUCCGGGGACGCCUGGACGCCCCCCCCCCGCCUCGGGGCCCCCCCGGACAGACAGGAGCAGCGGAGCCUGGUGGCCCACCCCUUCCCCCCCCCCCCCGCCCGCCUUCGGGGCCCCCCCGCCGCCGCCCCCCCGCCCGCCGCCGGCGCCCCCCGGCCCGGGCCCCGGCCCCCUCCCAAGUGACCUUAGGGACAGCGGGGCCGGCCGGGCGCCCCCCCCCCCCCAGGCUCUCACCAGCACCCAUCGCCUGCGUGCCUUACGCCCCCCGGGC
Molecule: messenger RNA, 1381 nt
Organism: Phalacrocorax carbo (great cormorant)
Lineage: Eukaryota; Metazoa; Chordata; Aves; Suliformes; Phalacrocoracidae
Source: RefSeq, a predicted model, not a curated record